AUGUCGUAUCUACACGGCAGCGGCGUCGGUGGUGGCAUGCCUACCACCCCUGUGCCUCACGAGGCACAGGAGAGACUGCUCCAUACGGAGCAGUCCUACGCCAGAAAGCAGCAGGAGCUGCAGAGCCUGGUCCAAACGAGGGCCUCGACGCCAAUGUCAGCCGCAGAAAGCGGCAGAAAUAGUUCGGAAAUUGCACAGCUACAGCAGACUCUGCGGCAGAUGGAGGCUGAGAUCAAUACGUUGAAGGCCACAAACCUUCGACAGAUGGCCACCAUCAAGACACAGAGUGAAGCCAUCGCCAACCCAAAGAAGCACUACGUUACGCCCGUGCGCUUUAGAGACAAUCAACCACACGGCACGAUGCCCAGUCGAGAUCUAAGCCAAGUGAUGCCGCCGCAGUCUGCCCAGUCAUACAAUAGACGUACAUCUGACAGCAUCCCUCGGCAACAACCAUACCUGGCUACUGCACCGUUGCUUCCAUCUGCACAUGAUCCACAGCCACAGCCCACCAACAUACACGACCCUUUCUGUGCAAACCGCAACGCGUCAUGGAACCAGCAACUGACAUACCAACCGCAAGGUCCACAGGUGCAGCAAUUCCCGAUGGGAUACCAUACAACACCUACAGGUCCAAGCCGCGGCAGCCACGGCAGCCACGGCACUCCAUUUAAAGCACAUGGAAGCAACCAAGGGAUGUUCGGCAGCCAGCCACAGGUGCAACAACCCUCCAAUCCACAAUCCAUGGCGCUGGUCCCGGCAUCUGUUACAACUGAGUGGAACGCGGUCAAAGCACAACUGGCAAAGGUCUGGGGCAUGGCAGAGGCAUUCUCCCGCUCACACGUCAACAUACCAAGCACGGCAAGGGACAAUGCAAUGCCCCAAAAGCUCAAAGACACUCUUCUCAAUGCGGCAACAAGGACGACAGCAUUUCAAUUCAUGUCUACCCCACUCUAUCGAUACUUCUUGGUGACAAAGGUUAUUGUGCAGUGGCUGAUGAACAAUGUCCUCAAGGUGGACAGCUUUGCUGGCUUUGACACCAACACCGACCGAGUGAUCGAGUCUUGCCGCAAUCAGAUUUAUCAAUCGACGCCUGCCCAAGUCAAGUUCCAGCUACUCACAACAAUUGGCCAGCAGAUGGCAGUCCUCCAACAGAAUCCACGGUUCGAAACGUUUCUGUUGAAGCUUGCCCGAGACCGCGGCAAUAUGCUCUGGCCCGACCUCCAAAUGAUGAUGCACCAAAAGAGCUCACGAGACUGGGAUGAUUUACUGAGUUUGAUGACCGAGGCACACAGAACGGCUCUUCUCAUGUACUCCGGACCGGAUGAGUACCGCUACGAGAUGCCACAGCAUGGACAGCCAUUCACCAAGGAGACCAUGGAACCAAGGGAUUCCUACAUGAAUGGUCACACGCCAGAACAGUUGGAGGCAAUGGGCACGACAGUACGACUGGCUUUUACACCGCAUGUUACCGUGAGGACGAAUUUGCCAAAUGGACAUGUGACAUCAAGGACCUUGCUACCAGCAUAUGUGUUGUUGAAGGUGGGCAAGUAG
Messenger RNA from Capronia epimyces CBS 606.96, 1551 nucleotides. RefSeq lists its product as uncharacterized. The transcript is spliced from 2 exons. The record is from RefSeq and is a predicted model, not a curated record. Lineage: Eukaryota; Fungi; Ascomycota; Eurotiomycetes; Chaetothyriales; Herpotrichiellaceae. The coding region runs from base 1 to 1551 and encodes 516 amino acids.